Molecule: messenger RNA, 2871 nt
Organism: Clonostachys rhizophaga
Lineage: Eukaryota; Fungi; Ascomycota; Sordariomycetes; Hypocreales; Bionectriaceae
Source: the annotation of a GenBank genome assembly
AUGUCGACUGAUGAUCUAACUGGCCUUGUUCUUGGCCUUAAGCUGGAAACGGAGUUCGCUCAGGAUGGGUCGACCCUCCAUACGAUACCCCAAGGAGAGACGUCCGAGUCUUUGAUAGAGCGCUGGGUUCCUGAUGAGUCUCCGCUAUUAGGCCAGAAGGGUGGCUCAAGCAGUAUACGGCUCGAGCGAUGCGACAAGAACGGAGGCCAAAAAAGGGUCGUAAAGGAGAUUGGAAAAUUCUUUGAUGGCCAAGUUCGCGUCGACUAUGCCCGGGAACUUGAGGCUCUGAGGCUUAUCUCUAGCUCAAAGUCUUCAGACCUUUUUCUGGAAGUCUUUGGGUGGUUCGAAAAUCAAGAAUCUGUUUUUAUCUCCAUGGAAUAUCUUGAACUUGGCGACCUCAGCCGUUACUUGACCACCCCCUUUCCUGUCGACCAAACGCAUCAGAUCAUCUCGCAACUGCUGCAGGCUCUUGAAUUCCUACAUGGCCAUAUGCUUACCCACCAAGACUUGUCUCCAUCAAACAUUUUGAUCACAGCACAACACCCGGAAUGGAUUGUGAAAAUCGCGGGGUUUGGAAGUGGGAAAUACCGUAAUUGGGACUACGACACGGUCAUGACUCUUCCCAUGAAAACGGUUGAAUACAUAUCCCCCGAGAAGCUCGGAAUUAGACCAUUUGACUCUGAAUUGGCAUCUUCGGCUGACAUGUGGUCACUUGGAGUAUUGAUGUUCAAACUGCUAACAAACGGCACCCCAUUCAGGAGUGUGUAUCAUUUGAUUGAGUAUAAUUCUGGUAGUAUUCCUCUACCAGGAACGGAAAGGCUUCGAAAGUUUGCACCCCAGUCAUUCCAGAAAAUUAUUGAGGAGUUACUCACUGUUGACCCGCAAAACCGACCUUCGGCACGGUCUUGUAACAAACGUGACUGGGGUUAUAUCCCGGAUGAAAACGCAGUGGACGGGUCUAUAGGACGCACGUCUUAUUCAGUUGACAGUCUUGAGAAGACGCGAUCCGUGGAGACAUCUUCUACCUCCAUACAUUCGGGGCAUACCACCACAAGUUCGGAUCUAGAAUUUCGUCAGACAGGAACCAGGAGAAGUUUAUAUUACAACACAGACCUUGCACAAGCUGAGAAGGAAGUUGGCGAGCCAGAAGUUUCUACCCACUUUCAACAGCCUGAGAAGGAAGUUGUCAGCGAAGCAUUGGCUUCUAAUAUUCUAACCACUGAAAAAGAAGUUUUAUAUCAAGCCUUGCCAACUCAGGUCACUGUUCCACAAGUUGCUUUUCCAGGGAAAGAAGUCAUCCACAUUGCUCCCUCUGUAAAUCGGGGCCCGGCUGCAACUUGGCCGGCUCAGAAGCAGUCAGAGAUCCCAAGAGUUAAUAGCUAUGGAAAGAACAAGCCUAAUAAGCUCCAAAAGCUUCAAGAAACCCUUUUUCGCGCCAAAUCAAAAGAUGAAUCUCGGCCAAGGCUGGAAUUACUCAAGUGUCAACAAGACAUGUCGAAGCUGGCAGCAAAAGACCCUUCCAAAGCGGCUGAUCGAGGGCUCAAGUACAUACGCAGUAAUUUCAAAACCUCAUUUCCGCUUUUCCAAAAGUGUGAUGAAUGCAUUCGCUGCUAUUUCCAAUACAACGGCUUCUCUCUUACGGCAAGAACAAGGGGACCGUUCUGCCAGAUCCACAGAAGGCAAUCUGGCAUCAUACCAUUUUCGCCUAUCCAUUUCUUCGCAAUGGCCCGGCAGGACGUCGGUACAGCGACAACACGAUAUAGGAGUUGCGUCGAAGAGAUUCAGUGUCUGAUUGAGCUGGCGAAGGCCGACCCAGGCUACUUAAAUUACCCACUUCAAUUUUCUGUGACGAAUUCGGAUGGCCUGAUGGAAAUGACGCCGCUUUGGCUUGCAGCCUUGGAUAAAAAUCAAGAGGUCGUCGAUUUCAUGCUAUCAUUGGAGGCAGUCAGUAUAGGCGAGGGAGUAAAAUCUCUCUGCCUCUUGUCGAAGAUGGGGAUACCUCCCAGUCACCACGACUCCAUCCUGCAGGUUCUCAACAGGUUACCUGAAGACAGCGCUCGCCGCGCUCUCAGGGAGUAUCUUUCUUCCAAUGGUGCUUAUCCAAACAUGCCCUGGGUUUUUGCAAGCACGCAUCUUUUGGAUCAAGUACUUGUCAAAUCCGGAGAGGGUAGUGCAAACGACAGUGUUCCUCUGCAGACGCGAGAGAUGCUUCUUCCUGUCUACCUCCCCCUUGUUCACGCCCUUGCGAUUUUCCCGAUAGCAACUUCCAAAAGCCAAUUCCCAUAUGCCUCUCGCCUUGAGCUAUUCAAGAUUCUGCUGAAGCAUGGCGCUGACACCUCACGAGUCCACGAUGAACGAGGGUCGGUUACUCGGGCAUACUCUCAAAGGCUUUCACGCGGCUUGGAUCUACUCAUUGGCCCAUUGCCAGCUCCGAGAACCGUCGACAUCAUUUGCGAUGAAGUUUCCGGCCUAGUCCAAAUAAUCCAUAUGAUCCGAGAACAGCGUCCGGAAGAGAGAAUUGAUGGCUUGAGUCGCCUUAAUGCCAGCUUUAGGGAGCUCAACGCCAGUAUUUUCGAUGAAACUGAAAAAGUCAAGGCCAGGCAUCAAUCAUAUGCUAGUCGUGGGACUAUUAAAAUAUUCAGCGAAGGUGGCCGUGUCCCUGAGCUCGAAACCCUGGACCAUGACCAUAAACAAACCAUGUUCAAUAUUUGUACCGCGGCGGAGCAUUGCCAGCUGCUUCUGAAGGAUCUUGGUGUUCCCAUGGAUGAGGAUAUCAUGGGAGGCCAUACAAAAUAUGAGCCACAUCGAUAUUUCGAGGGAACCGAAAUUCAGGUCCAUGAAUUUCUCGGCGAACUAGAGGAUGGCAGCUAA